Molecule: messenger RNA, 3385 nt
Organism: Perca flavescens (yellow perch)
Lineage: Eukaryota; Metazoa; Chordata; Actinopteri; Perciformes; Percidae
Gene: ttbk2b
Product: tau tubulin kinase 2b
Exons: 15
Coding region: 326-3232 (968 amino acids)
Biological process (GO): protein phosphorylation
Molecular function (GO): protein kinase activity; ATP binding
Source: RefSeq, a predicted model, not a curated record
AGUUUGCGGAUCAAUCAACAGAGACUAGCGCUGUGACGUCAACACCGCUGCUGUGAAACAGAGCACUGGGGGAUCAUCACUCCCCAUCCAUUAGCAGCUAGCUGGCUAACUCUGGCUAACGUCAGCUAUGGUCCAUCACCAUUAUUAUCUCAUUUCUAAAAUAAACAAAUGUUUGGAAUGACCCGGCUAGCUAACAACAGACUGGGAACAUGUAUAUUGGGGACUGUUUGGAUUCUAACUAGGAUCGCAAUGGUGCAACGAAGCGAGUGAGGGGCUUGCGUCACUGAUGCCAGGUGCAGGCAGGCUGUAGCUGAGAGCACUCAGGAUGAGUGGGGCUGGAGAGCACACAGACAUCCUGUCAGUGGUAGACGUGGUCAGAGACAGAUGGAAAGUGACAAGGAAGAUAGGUGGAGGCGGGUUUGGCGAGAUCUACGAGGUUUUGGAUCAGUUGAGCCAGGCCACUGUUGCCUUAAAGGUGGAGUCUGCUCAGCAACCCAAACAGGUGCUGAAGAUGGAGGUGGCUGUGCUAAAGAAGCUUCAGGGCAAAGACCACGUGUGUCGCUUUGUGGGAUGUGGCCGAAAUGAUCGUUUCAACUAUGUGGUGAUGGAACUCCAGGGGAGGAAUCUGGCAGAUUUGCGCAGAACCAUGACCCGUGGCACCUUCUCCGUCUCCACAACUUUGAGACUUGGCAAGCAGAUUUUAGAGGCCAUUGAAAGCAUCCACUCUGUAGGAUUCCUGCACCGAGACAUUAAACCUUCUAACUUUGCGAUGGGAAGACUAGCCAGUACCUGCAGAUGCUGCUAUAUGCUUGAUUUUGGCUUGGCUCGUCAGUUUACCAACUCCAACCAGGAAGUCCGUCCGCCUCGUCCUGUGGCAGGCUUCAGAGGAACUGUGCGAUAUGCUUCAAUCAAUGCUCAUAAGAAUAAGGAAAUGGGUCGUCAUGACGACCUGUGGUCCCUCUUCUACAUGCUGGUGGAAUUCAUGGUUGGUCAGCUUCCCUGGAGGAAAAUCAAAGACAAAGAACAAGUAGGAAAUCUAAAAGAGACAUAUGACCAUCGACUCAUGCUUAAGCACCUUCCUUCAGAGUUUAGUACUUUCCUGGAUCACAUCUUGACCUUGGACUACUUCACUAAGCCAGACUAUCAGCUCUUGAUGUCAGUGUUUGAGAACGCUAUGAAGAGCCACAGCACGCUGGAGAAUGACCCUUAUGACUGGGAGAAAUGUGACUCGGAGGAUAUGCUGACCAACACUGCCGCAACAACCACUGCUCAGCAGCUCACUCGCCUCACACCGGCGUACUUAGGCAUGGCCAAUGCUUCAGUGCUGCCAGGCGAGCUGCAGAGGGAGAACACUGAGGAUGUCCUGCAAGGGGAGCGCCUCAGCGAUGCUGACAACUGCCCCCCCAUCCCCACACCGACCACCACCCCUGCUGUGGAUGUAUGGUCAGAGAUGGACCGCAACCGAAACCAUAAACAUGUACAGCCGAUGAUCAGGAAGGUGGUGAGUGAGGAUGAACACAGUCAGAACCAGGGGAACCAGAGCCCCAACACCGGCUCCAUGCAGAGUUCUCCUAGACGGGUGCGAUCAGAGACCAUGUUCUUGGAGCGGGCUGCGCCACUACUCCGGAGGAUGAGACACAGUCAGAGCUUGGCAUUUGAAAAGAGGCUUGCACCCGAACCCAAGCCCACCAUUGAACGCUUCCUUGAGGCCUACUUGGGCAAACAGCGCCCGGUCCUUUUUCAAGUCGGGGAGCAAUCCAUUCCUGAGAGGGAACAUGGGCAGCAUCCUGCCUGCAACGAAGAACAGUCUGGCACAGCAACCCCUGACCACGAAGAGGGCGCAGCAAGCAGUGGCUUUGUGGCUGUGAACCUCAGUCCCGUGCCCCAAGAGGGAGACUCUCAGGAGUGGGUGAUGCUGGAGCUAGAGCAAGGCAGCGGUUCUGGAGCCACCAAGCCUCAAGGUGAGGCCCUGCAUGGGGACAAGCCUGAGACGCACACGCCCGCUAAGACUGAGAACCAGUCCUCUGAGCCACAGGAUGGCCAGCCCACAGUGGUGCCGAGCAGUCCUGUCCUGUCACAGAUGUCCAUGCCCGGCACUUGGUUACUGGGCCACAGGAGACUGCCGGGAAUGCUGGGACAAAUGCCCUCUGUCAUUAUGGGAAGACCCCAGAUGGACCAGUCCUCUAGCUGUGCGCUACAUUCACCUGUACAGGAGAGGAGUGAAGCAAUACCACUAGAAGCACCAUCUGCUAAAUCUGAAAAACUCCCUGAGGAAACCUUCAAAGAUGGAGGGAGGUUGGAGUUAGCUCCAGUGCCAAGUUCAGCCAAAGGCCUCAAUGCUCACCUGACAAACGACAGAGACCCAGAGAGUGAUUCUGGUCUGCCGGAUCGCUCCUCCGAGCCGAAUCAGCAGCCUCAAGCUGACGCAGCAGGAGGCGCUGUGGAGAGCACCGUCACCGUCUCGUCCUCUCCACCGCCAGCGCUGCUCAGGAGAAGAGACUCACCCUCGUCCCCGAGAUUGAGUCGAAUCCCAGUACGAGACCCCAGCAACCCCCUGGACUCUCCGAGCCGGGACCUCAACAUGGAGAGGCGUCAUCGCUGGAGCAGUCCAGUCCCCGGCUCCCCCACCCACUCACCCUCUCCAUCUCUGUCCUGUGACAACCUUCCUUGCGCUUUGCCAAGAGACAGGCUCUUCUCAGAGCGAGGCUCCAGGUCCGAUUGUGUAGGAGAAGACCCUCUCUCUCUGUCCUCCUCAUCAGGUAGUAAAAGUAAGAUUCCACGUCCUGUGAGCGCUGCCUUUAUGCCUGAGCAACUCACCAGCAGGUUUCUGCCUCGACCACCUCCUGGGAAACCACCCAUCCGCCCGUGUGUGGACAACAGACGACGGCGGUUAAGAGUGCGUGCCAGCAGCACUAGUGACGCAGAUUUUCUAGCCAGUCUGACUCAGCUGAUGCAGGACCGAAGCGGGAUGCUCUUCAGCCCUCCUCCACGCCCUCGCAGCUCCUCCUCCUCCCUUCAGCGCUCGCUAAGCUCCUCCCCCUCACGCCAGGAGCUCCGAGAGGGCGGGGCACUGCAGGGACGCAGCCGCUCUCCAUCUAGCUUCUCCAGCUCCCCUCCCCCUCGGCACCCUCACCCACAUGACAGGUUCGGAGGGCAGGGUCAGUGGGGCCACAGCUCCAGGGGAAGGGGUCUCAUCCACGAGAGUAAAGGCUCUGGCAAAGUGAGUCGAUGACUGUAUUUGACACACAAGUGACUGAUCCGGAUAGUGCAACUGUAGCGAGAGGCUGUUUCACAUCCAGUCGUCGAUAGCAUGUGUAAAUACGGUAUUUACUCAAGGGAAUGUACUGUAUGUAAUGUAAAAUGUAUAAAUUGUAUUUAUUUAUUU